This is a messenger RNA of Teleopsis dalmanni, 618 nucleotides long. RefSeq lists its product as uncharacterized. The transcript has a single exon. The coding region runs from base 1 to 618 and encodes 205 amino acids. The record is from RefSeq and is a predicted model, not a curated record. Lineage: Eukaryota; Metazoa; Arthropoda; Insecta; Diptera; Diopsidae.
AUGCAUUCGGCCACACUGUCUGCCUUCGUAGGCAAUAGAGUUUCUGAGAUUCAAGACCUCACCGCAGGUUCACAUUGGAGAUAUGUCCACACAAAUUGUAAUCCAGCAGACAUUGUGUCAAGAGGCAGCACUGUUAAGGAUCUCACUAAUUCUAUUUGGUUUAAAGGACCUUCAUUUCUUCGUCAAGAGAUGUAUAAGUGGCCUGCAAACAAAAACGACAACUUGGAUUUUGAAGAAGUCAAUAAGGAAAAACGAAAAGCAGCAUUCAAGGUAACUGUAUCAACCAAUUAUGUCAUAGAUAUUAUUGAUAAGUAUAGCUCACAUACAACGGCUGUUCGUGUACUGGCUUGGUUGUUUCGUUGGUAUCAUCAUUAUAAGAAGAAGUUCAACCGCAAUGUCUUUACAGAAGUCCUUACUCAUGAAGAAUUAGACUACGCCUUUCGAUGCAUCAUUUUAAAUAUACAAGCACAGUACUUUGCUGAAGAUAUUUAUUUAUUGAAUCGAGGAUCUAUAACAAAAGGUUCAUUAAAAUACCUCAACCCAUUUAUUGAAGAUACCGGUGGGUAUAAGCUGAUAAAGGAUGGUGGACGAUUAGAAUUGGCUGAUCUUGCAAAAUAA